This is a messenger RNA of Ceratosolen solmsi marchali, 2179 nucleotides long. It is a transcript of the gene Dus3, whose product is annotated as Dihydrouridine synthase 3. Bases 77 to 1912 code for a protein of 611 amino acids. The record is from RefSeq and is a predicted model, not a curated record. Lineage: Eukaryota; Metazoa; Arthropoda; Insecta; Hymenoptera; Agaonidae. Gene Ontology annotation, molecular function: tRNA dihydrouridine synthase activity; RNA binding; metal ion binding. The transcript is spliced from 6 exons.
GUGUGUAUUACACACCACAUGGAGAAUAGGUGAUAAUUAAAUAUUGUUAAUCGAUUUUGACACUUUCCGCUUAACGAUGACAGAUGCCGAGGAAGCGAAAACUAACACUAACUCGAGCCACAAAUUAGAUGAUAAACGAACAGGAAUAUGUUUAAUAAAACCUGAGUAUAUAAUUGAAGGUAGUGUGAGAUCUUCAACUAAUGAUAAUCUAAAAGAAAACGAUAAGGAUAAGAUUGAUAAAGGCGAUUGUGUGGAUAAUGAACCAGAAAAAAAAAGAUUGAAAGAAAAUUAUAGAAAAAAUAAGCCUAGAGGUCAGAACAAAGGUAGAAAGCUACCUUUUAAAACUUUAAGGGAACACAAUCUUUGUCCAUGGAUAGCGAAUCUCACUGUCGACGAAGCUCGUGAAAAUAAUGAAUGUCCAAACGAUGCGUGCGUAUUCAUACACGAGCGAGUGAAAUACUUGGAAAUAAAACCGGAUGAUAUUGGAACCGAAUGUCAUAUUUUUAAAAGUACUGGAAAAUGUCAAAGGGGAGCUUCGUGCAGAUUUGGAUCACAGCACAUUACAAAAGAUGGCUUUAACAUUAUCGAUAAGGAAAAAUAUGAAAUAUAUAAAAAUAUUUCUCCUCGAGUUAAGAAUAAAAUUAGCAAAGAAAUUGUAGAACAAUUAAAAAAGUAUAGGUAUAACUUUACUAAAGCAGAAAAAAUUGGCUCUAAAUACAACUGGAAACCGAAUAAAAUGUUUGAUAAAUCGAGGGAAAUUCAGAAUUUGACUGAAAUGGAAGACUCGGAGAAAAAAGUUGGGCCAAUUAUGGAUACGGAGGAGAUAAAACUGAGAGUCAAGGAGAGGAGAAGAAUAGACUGGAAAGAUAAGGUUAUGCUAGCCCCAUUGACAACGGUUGGCAAUCUCCCUUUUCGCAGAAUCUGCAAGGAGUAUGGGGCUGACAUAACUUGUGGAGAAAUGGCAAUGGCGCCUAGACUUUUGAAGGGCAUGCGAGAAGAGUGGGCCUUAGUUAAAAGGCACGAAUGCGAAGAUAUAUUUGGAGUGCAAAUCACGGGUAACAACCCUGGUGUUUUAACGAGGUGUGCGCAGCUUCUGAACGAUGAAAUUGAAGUGGACUUUUUGGAUUUAAAUCUAGCAUGUCCGAUUGAUCUUGUUUAUAAGCAGGGAGCUGGAUGUGGAAUGUUAAAUAGACCAUAUAUUCUGGAGUCGGUGGUACAGUCGUGUAACGAAGUGUUGGACAUUCCACUUACCGUUAAAACGAGGACAGCUGUUUACGUAGAUGUACCCAUAGCUCACACGUUAAUGCCGAAAUUCAAACAGUGGGGUGUUUCUAUGAUUAAUAUUCACGGCAGAUCGCGCGAACAGAGGUACACGAAACUCGCCAACUGGGACUACAUUGAACUCUGUGCCAAAGAGGCUGAGCCGGUCCCCGUUUACGGUACGGGCGAUAUUCUCUCGUACGACGACUACGCGAGGAUGCGGACGACGUACCCGACGGUCCAUGGCGUCAGUAUAGGCCGGGGUGCCCUCAUCAAGCCUUGGAUAUUUCAGGAAAUCAAAGAACAGAGACUCAUCGACGUGUCCUCGAGCGAGAGAUUCGAGAUGCUCAAGAAGUAUACCAAUUACGGAUUGGAGCACUGGGGAUCGGAUACACGCGGUGUCGAGAACACUCGUCGAUUCAUGCUCGAGUGGAUUUCAUUCCUUUACAGGUAUGUUCCAGUUGGUAUUUUAAAAAAUCCACCUCAGAGAAUGAAUAAUAGGCCACCCUAUUACAAAGGUCGCGAUGAACUUGAAACGCUAAUGGCCAGUCCAAAUUGCGCCGAUUGGGUCAAGUUGUCGGAAAUGUUACUUGGUAAAGUUCCAGAUGGCUUCAACUUUCUUCCAAAGCAUAAAGCUAAUGCAUGGAAUUGAGUUACUAUUGGACAUUUGUACCUUACGCAACAAGAGGAACAUUAAUAUGUAUAUUUUAUAAAAAAAGAAAAAAGAAGAAAAAAAAAUACACUACAAUUUUUAUGUAUUUUUCUUACAUUCUUUGAUAAUUCAAUUUGGUAAUUGAAAAUUGAAAAAGCUUGAAUUUGAUGAUACCGUCGUACAAUUUGACAUUAAACUAUUUCAACGCUUAAAAUUACACAUUCAUUUGUUUAGCAAGAACGUUUCAUAAUUACGCUUAUUGUCAAA